This is a messenger RNA of Chlorella variabilis, 516 nucleotides long. RefSeq lists its product as hypothetical. The transcript is spliced from 4 exons. The coding region runs from base 1 to 516 and encodes 171 amino acids. The record is from RefSeq and is a predicted model, not a curated record. NCBI's taxonomy places the organism in Eukaryota, Viridiplantae, Chlorophyta, Trebouxiophyceae, Chlorellales, Chlorellaceae.
AUGGAUUCAACGGGAGCGGCCACGGCCCUCGCGGCGGUCGCUGCGGCAGGGGUCUUCGAGGGCGUCGCGCUGUUCCUGUCUGCUGCCGACCCUGUGCCAUCUUACAACGACCCGAGCCAGGAUGCCAAGGAGCUGCUGCGCGGAUGGCGCCGCAUGUUCCCGGAGGCAAAGGCCUUCCAGAUCAAAGUGAUCGCGCUGGGCACAGCCGCCGCCGCCACCACGGCCUGGGGCCUGCGCGACGGCAGCCCCCGCGCCGCCGCCGCCUUUGGCCUCGCCGCCGCCGCCAACGUGGCCAUCGUGGCGCACACGAUGAGGAACAUGAUGCCGCUGAACAACCACCUGAUGGCGGCGGGGGAGGCGGAGAAGGAGGGGGACGCCAGCAUCGCCGCCAAGCUGCAGCAGGCGCGUACAGGGUUGGGUCGUUGGGGCAGGCUGCACAGCCUGCGCACGGCGCUGGGGGCGGUGGCGCUGGGGGCCUCCCUGUAUGGCGCCCACUCCCUGCUGACCAGCAAGUGA